AAUCUCUCCCUUUCCUUCUCUUAUUUCACCUAUUAAAGUCACUCUCAUCCGAAGGAUAAAUAUACCCAAAAAGAGAAACCGCAAAAACAAAGCUCGGAAAUCCUGGUUUUUUUUUUCAAAGUUAAAACCCAGUUUUCAUUUUGGUCUGUUUCAGCUUCCUCUUUACCUAAUGGCUAUGGAACCAAACUUCUUUGAACAAGAAUCACAUUUCGAGUCUGAUGGAGAUAUUUCACUCAAGAACAAAUGGAAUCCAAUACCAGAACCAACAAAAGACCUAGAAAAAGAUUCCAGCUGUUUCGAUUGCAGCAUUUGCUUCGAGUCAGCACAAGAGCCAGUAGUCACCCUCUGUGGUCACUUGUAUUGCUGGCCUUGCAUUUACAAGUGGCUUAAUGUCCAAACUUCUUCCCUCGAUACAGACCCGCGACAGAAGAACUGCCCCGUGUGCAAGGCAAGCAUCUCUUCCGGUUCAUUGGUUCCCCUCUACGGUCACGGCACAUCUUCACAUUCUCAACCCAAGAAUCCACAGUCAGAUCUGAACAUUCCCCAAAGACCACCUCCUUCUACAUCGAACAUGACCGCCCCUUCUUCGCAUCUAAAUCAACAGCUUCACGAAAACUUUUUCCAUUCUCAGUCUCAAGCAUUUCAUAACCAGCAAUACUUCCCACCUUAUGGAGGAUAUGCAACCUUGGCAUCAUCCGACCUUAGUGGAAUACCGAUGACGAAUUUCUUCCAUCCGAUGAUCGGAACUUUGGGAGAAAUGGUGUAUGCUAGAAUAUUUGGGAGCUCAAACACAAGUAUGUUUGCUUACCCUAACCAAGCGUCUUACCCAUUAAUCAGGAAUAACAAUCUUAGGAUGAGAAGGCAGGAAAUUCAGGUUGACAAAUCUCUUAGUAGAGUAUCCAUGUUUCUUUUCUGUUGCAUCAUUCUUUGUCUUCUCUUGUUUUGAGAAGUAAUGAAUUUGAGCUUGUAUAGUUGCAAACAAAAUUUGUGAGGAACCCAAAUGUCAAGGUUUCUCUUAAAGAUAUUUGUAUGUAUAUAGUACGCUCAUUUUUUAAGAACUGGGAGUCUGAAUCCUCCAUAGAAACUGUUUAGCAGCAAAUCAAGUCCCAAACUCUUAUUAAGGGUUUUGCCUUGGGAUGUAUAUGCUUUUGUACGUCACUUUGAAGUUUCCAUUAUUACAAAUAUAUUCAUUCCCCCAUUUUAUCAA
Messenger RNA from Gossypium raimondii (Peruvian cotton), 1207 nucleotides. Its product is annotated as E3 ubiquitin-protein ligase RMA3. Lineage: Eukaryota; Viridiplantae; Streptophyta; Magnoliopsida; Malvales; Malvaceae. Gene Ontology annotation, cellular component: endoplasmic reticulum. The transcript is spliced from 2 exons. Gene Ontology annotation, biological process: ubiquitin-dependent protein catabolic process. Gene Ontology annotation, molecular function: ubiquitin-like protein conjugating enzyme binding; ubiquitin protein ligase activity; metal ion binding. The record is from RefSeq and is a predicted model, not a curated record. The coding region runs from base 170 to 946 and encodes 258 amino acids.